Molecule: messenger RNA, 1640 nt
Organism: Gordionus sp. m RMFG-2023
Lineage: Eukaryota; Metazoa; Nematomorpha; Gordioida; Chordodea; Parachordodidae
Product: glutamate decarboxylase 1-like
Exons: 14
Coding region: 63-1640 (525 amino acids)
Biological process (GO): GABA biosynthetic process
Cellular component (GO): cytoplasm
Molecular function (GO): pyridoxal phosphate binding; glutamate decarboxylase activity
Source: RefSeq, a predicted model, not a curated record
AUAUUCUGAAUAAUUCCUCCUCUCUUCAUCAAAGUUCUCUUUCCAAAAAGUCGAGUUUAACCAUGAAACAAGAAAGUUUAAAGGUUCUAAAUAAUUCCUUUUACACAGAUUUGCUUCCGUAUAACAGCGAUGGGCCUAACGGCCAUAGUUCAAAUAUCACGAAAUUAUUUUUGAAACAAAUUUUUGACUUAGUCAUAAACUACAUCAAUUACGAAAAUAACAGGGAUUCUAAGGUUUUGGAUUUUACCAAACCUGAGGACUUAAUGAAAAUGAUUGAUUUUAACAUUCCAGAUGGUUCCACAAAUUACGAAGAUACUAGUAAGAAGGGCAACAAAAAUAGCAAAAGUUUGUCGGAUGUGAUAGAUCUUUGUAAUUUAGUACUUAAAUAUCAAGUUAAAACAGGGCACCCACGGUUCUACAAUCAAUUAACAAGUGGGUUAGAUAUCUUGAGUCUGGCCGGAGAGAUUUUGACUGCAGUGACUAACUCUAACAUGUUCACAUACGAGAUCUCUCCCGUGUAUAUCCUCAUGGAACAAUUUGUGAUUGAUAAAAUGUGCGAACUCAUUGGAUUUCACAAUGCCGAUGGAAUAUUUUCACCUGGUGGAACUAUCUCUAAUUUGUAUGGUGUAUUGUGCGCUAGGUACUGGUCUAACCCAACGGCUAAGCAAAAGGGAAAUAUUUCAUUGGAUAAACCUUUAAUCAUUUUCACUUCACAGCAUUGUCAUUACUCUAUCAAAUCAGCUGCAGCGGUGUCAGGAAUUGGAACAGACAAUGUAAUGCACAUUGAAUGCGAUGAAAAAGGUCACAUGUUGAUCAAGAACUUAGAACAGAAAAUAAUAGAGCAUUUGGAAAAAGGAAAUCGUCCGUUAAUGGUUAACGCUACCUCUGGAACUACUGUUUAUGGAAGUUUCGAUUUAUUAGAACCUAUCGGUGAUAUUUGUCGCAAAUACGGCUUAUGGUUUCACGUCGACGCGUCAUGGGGUGGUGGAGCUCUAUUGUCACGCAAGCAUAGAAAUUUAUUAAAAGGGAUAGAAAUGGCAGAUUCCGUUACUUGGAACCCGCAUAAAUUAAUGGGUGCUUUGUUACAAUGUUCAGCUUUUCUUACCAAGCACAAAGGUCUCUUACAAGAAUGCAAUCAAAUGGGCGCAACCUACUUAUAUCAAAAGGAUAAACCAUAUGAUAUCAAUUACGACAUCGGAGAUAAAUCGAUUCAAUGUGGUAGACACGUGGAUGUUUUAAAAUUAUGGAUUAUGUGGCAGGCAAAGGGAACGUUUGGAAUCGAAAAGCAAGUAGAUUAUCUAUGGGAUAUGAGCAAAUUUUUUGUGGAUGCAAUCAAAGACCGAGAAGGUUUCGAAUUAAUAUUAAAAGAACCUGAAUGCACAAACGUAUGUUUUUGGUAUUUGCCUCCAUCGAUCAGGGAUAUGAAAGAAAGUGAAGAAAAAUAUGCCUUGUUAGGAAAGGUUGCCCCAAUUAUUAAACGUAAGAUGAUGGAAAGUGGAACUAUGAUGAUAAGCUACCAACCUUUACUUGAUAAAGUAAAUUUUUUUCGGAUGGUAAUCACAAAUCCGGCCGUGGUAAAAGAGGAUUUGAUUUUCGUAGUUGAAGAAGUCGAAAGAUUAGGUCGAAAUAUAACUUUUUAA